Molecule: messenger RNA, 864 nt
Organism: Theileria equi strain WA
Lineage: Eukaryota; Apicomplexa; Aconoidasida; Piroplasmida; Theileriidae
Product: signal peptide-containing protein
Exons: 1
Coding region: 1-864 (287 amino acids)
Source: RefSeq, a predicted model, not a curated record
AUGAGGUUCGUCGUACUUGUUUGUGCGUUUUACGGGCUGGUAGGUUGUACGAGGACCGGAAGACCCAUAACUCUGGACAUUGGCAGUCCGGUCGAUAUUCGUUUUAGCAUAGACAUCUUCACACUAAACAAGGUUAAGCAUCGAGCAUAUACUUCCAGAGGUUUCGGUCGAGUAAAGGCCAUAGUGGAUGAUGGAACCCCGGUUUGGGCUGCUGCAGACCCUCAAGAAGGAUGUACAGGCGCCUACUUAUUCUACAGGGACGGUUACACUUCUCUUCUUAGCGGCCGAGUUUGUUCCGUGUACUUUGAUACGUUUAUGUUCUUUGAAAAGGAGAAUGAACAGUGGAACUCUCUGAACAGACAAGACUUUGAAACUAAACUCCGCUCAAUGAAAGAUUUUGAGGCUGUAGAUGAAGAGUAUUUCAGUAAACAUGUAACAUCACUUAGUAGUAUAGGGAAAAAACGCGCUGUAAAUGACACGUAUAGGGGAAGUUUUGUGUAUACAAAUGGACAAAGUGGAAUUGGCAACAAACUAAUGACAACGCACUCAAAUGGGCGGUCCAAGAGGAAUGAGAGGAUCUCGUUUGUGGACGAGGGUUUGCAUGAUGAUGAUACAGAAGGAAAACCUGAAAAAUUGAAUGGUAAGACUUUGAAAUUUGACAAGCCUGGACUCCAUAAAAGAAAACUUUACGAUCCUAAAGGAACAAAGGUACACAAAAAAGGCGAAAUUGAAAGGGCUAUAACUAAACCGGCAAAGGUCCGCUUGUUUGUAGAAUUCAACGAUCCAGAUCUCUGGGAGGAUUUUUCGGAUGACGAAGUUGUUAUAGUACAAAUUAGUCGUAAAUCAGAUUUAACAAUGCAGUAA